AUGGAGCAGAAUUCGUUCGCUAAUGAGGAUCCGAAGUUAUGGCUUAAAAAUGGGAUUGAACUUGCCGUGUCUUCACUUAACAUUUCGAAAACACCAGGUCAAGCUGUUCAGAUGGUGUCUCAAACGCUGCCAUGCCCUCCUAUCGACCAAACCCCGAUCUCGUCCCCAGUUUCUGCGUUCAGCGUAAUUGUCGAGGAAAUCCAAUGUCGACUCCAAGCUGACCAAUCCCCGUAUAUCAACAUUAUUCAUGCUGUGCCCCCGAAAUUCAGUUUAAAUAAUUUGCCGACUUCUCCACCCGGUACGCCAAAUCGAAUGUCUCCAGAUGACGACUACUUCAAUAUGACUGUGUUUUCUAGCGGUGCUCCAGUCCCUGCGUAUGCCUAUCAUAGUGACUCCACUUCACAGGAUUUGCCAUGUGUCCCAACGCCAAUUGCACCCCCAUAUAGUGUGCACAUCUCCAUAGUCGAACGUUAUCUUCCUCCACCAUCACCUCAAGAAUACCGGAAUCUUUUCUCAGCCACUGGUCCGUCCGUUCUUGUGGAUCGCCUGCGUGAACUGUCGCCUCAGGGCGGCAACCUCGUGUUGAUAUAUCCAACCCAACAAGGCGCCCGCACUUUCAAAAAUCAAUACCUGGGUCCAAUCCUUGACCCCCUUCUUCGUCAAAUGGUUGUGGUCAAUGAAUUGUCUGCAGACAUCAGCAAAGCCCUUGGCUCUAUGCCUGCCAUCUCUGAAAUGGAUGAUUUUGAAACUAUGCAGAAAAAUAUCAUGCAGCUCUGCAAAAAUCUAAAGCGGCGAGACUCCUUAAUGGCUGGCCCAUCACCGACUCGCAGUUCUCGUUUUACUAUGGUAUAUGGUGCCAAGGGUGAAAUCUGUAUGGAUCGCAAAUCGUGGAUUGAAUGGUAUAUUCAGCAGGAGACGCCAAGGGCGAGGGACAUCCUAAAUGGUUACUGGCGGGCCGGUUACCAAUUCCCAACCAACCUCAUGCUUUCGCCGGGUAGCCGUAAGCCGGCGAAUCGGGAUUUAUCUAGCCCAUCGCUUUUGCAGGCUCUUUUCCAGGGGCUUCGGAAUAGGGCAGAUGCCGAUGGAUCCUGUCUUGGGAAAAGCUUAGAGGUUGGCGUAUUUGUUAUUCGCAGAUCGCAGUAG
Histoplasma mississippiense is the source of this 1143-nucleotide messenger RNA. RefSeq lists its product with no specific name. The record is from RefSeq and is a predicted model, not a curated record. The transcript is spliced from 2 exons. NCBI's taxonomy places the organism in Eukaryota, Fungi, Ascomycota, Eurotiomycetes, Onygenales, Ajellomycetaceae. The coding region runs from base 1 to 1143 and encodes 380 amino acids.